Molecule: messenger RNA, 2685 nt
Organism: Linum tenue
Lineage: Eukaryota; Viridiplantae; Streptophyta; Magnoliopsida; Malpighiales; Linaceae
Source: the annotation of a GenBank genome assembly
CCUUUUAAUCUCUUCGUUUCGGAUCAGUCACCCAACCAACCAACCAUCCAUCACCGCAUUCAUUCACACCCCCAACCAAUCCUCCAUUCUCGGUUUUAUCGAAGCCAGGGAAAGCUCACUCUCGAAAGCAACCCAAUUUCCCCCCCAAGAGAGAAACCCAGAAAGGCGCAGGCAUGGCGAAGAAAGAAGUCGCUUUCAUCGGGGCAAUUGAUCAAGGCACAACCAGCACCCGAUUCAUCAUCUACGAUCAAGACACCAAAUGCAUCGGAUCUCACCAGGUCGAGUUCACUCAGUUCUACCCUGAAGCCGGAUGGGUGGAGCACAAUCCACUGGAGAUUCUGGAGAGCGUCAAAAUCUGUAUGGCCAAAGCCAUGGACAAGGCUACCGCCGAUGGCCAUAACGUCGAUGGCUUAUUGAAAGCUGUUGGGUUGACCAAUCAGAGAGAGACCACUCUCAUUUGGAGCAAGUCCACUGGCCUUCCUCUCUACAACGCCAUUGUUUGGAUGGACGUACGCACCAGUGCUAUGAAAUUGGAGAAAGAAUUCUCUGGAGGAAGGACCCACUUCGUGGAUACAUGUGGGCUGCCAAUCAGCACAUACUUCAGUGCGCUCAAGAUACUCUGGCUGUUGGAAAACGUUGAUGCAGUUAAGCAAGCUGUUAAAACUGGGGACGCCCUUUUUGGAACAAUAGACACUUGGUUGAUCUGGAAUUUAACCGGUGGAAUCAAUGGUGGAUUGCACGUCACUGAUGUCUCCAACGCCUCCCGCACCAUGCUGAUGAACAUCAAGACUCUUGAUUGGGAUAAGGCCACACUGGAAGCUCUGAAAAUCUCACCUGGGAUCCUUCCCAAGAUCGUUAGCAACUCUGAGGUCAUUGGCAAGAUUGAAAAAGGCUGGCCGAUUACUGGCAUACCGAUUGCCGGUUGCCUGGGAGACCAACAUGCUGCCAUGGUUGGACAAGCUUGUCGAAAGGGUGAGGCCAAGAGCACCUAUGGAACUGGUGCCUUCAUACUACUCAACACUGGAGAGGAAAUUGUUAAGUCGAAGCAUGGGCUCCUUACCACUUUGGCAUACAAGCUUGGUCCAAAUGCGCCAACGAACUAUGCUCUCGAAGGUUCCAUUGCUAUUGCAGGAGCUGCAGUACAGUGGCUCAGGGAUAGUCUUGGUAUAAUUAAGAGUGCCAAAGAGAUUGAGGAGUUGGCGCUGAAGGUGGAGUCAGCUGGGGGUGUUUACUUUGUCCCGGCUUUCAAUGGGCUGUUUGCUCCGUGGUGGAGAGAUGAUGCUCGUGGUGUUUGUAUUGGGAUCACGAGGUUCACAAACAGGUCUCACAUUGCCCGAGCUGUGCUGGAAAGCAUGUGUUUUCAGGUGAAGGACGUGCUGGAUUCGAUGCACAAAGAUGCGUCUCAAAAAGAUGGAAAACAGAAGGGAGGAGAGUUUUUGCUUAGGGUGGAUGGUGGUGCUACUGUUAACAACCUUCUUAUGCAGAUUCAGGUUGGUCUAUCAGGGAUGAAUUGCUCUGCAGAAUAGCAGCCACUUUUCCCCCCGGAGAAUCAUGGAUUCACUUAUCAACCAAUUGGUGCCGUGCAUGUAAAUUUAGAUCUUCUCAGGACACGUGGAUCACAACUUGUUUUCCACAUUUUGGGGACAUAGAUAUUGUUGUAUAGUCUGUCCUGAUAAAUUUGAUUAUCUUUUUCAUGCACUUUAACUUCUAGACCACUUAUCUGAGGUGGAAAAGGUAACCAUGUUCUACUGGUUUCAGUCUACUGAAAAUAGGGAAGAGCCAGUACAGUGCCAACUCUCUGUAGGUUGUUUUAGUUUUAGAAACAAAUCCUAUUUUCUGGGCCUUUCAACCAUUCUUGUUAUCUCAUAUAAAGAGAACUAGUUUGUUCAAAUUUCCUGUGUACUUAAUUACUUGAUUGAAAUAGGGGUAUUUGGUAUAGAACUUAUGGUAGUACCAAGCAUUAAAAAAAUCUCUAUGUACUCUGUCAGUUCUCAAUUCAUGGAGAUGAAUGAAUCUCGAAAGAAGAAGGUAUAGUUUUUGGUGAAAGCCUUCGUCUUGAAUCUUCUCUAUCGAAAAGCUAUAUUGUAGUUAUUCAUGCCAUCAAUGUGUUAAUGAUGAAGAAUCAGAAUUUGAGGUUGCUACCAGUUUGUUUGAGUGAAGGGUAUCUACUCUCUGAUUCUGGCUAUGUUUGCAUUUCCCGGUUUAACAGGCAGACUUGCUUGGGAGCCCUGUGGUGAGGCCAGCAGACAUAGAAACAACAGCGCUGGGAGCAGCCUAUGCAGCGGGUUUGGCCAUAGGAGUAUGGAAAGAAGGCGAGAUCUUCGCCUCUGGAGGGACGAGCAAGACGGACACAACUUUCCGCCCAAACCUGGAGGAGAGCUUGAGGAAGAAGAAGUUGGAGUCUUGGGGGAAAGCUGUUGAGAGAACGUUUGACUUGGCUGAUCUCUCCAUAUGAGAAACUGCAGGGAAGAAACAAAGAAAAGAUACACGUGUUUUACAUUGUUAUAGUUACAACUUUGUCUUGCCUUCUGCCCACUCGAAUAAAUCAGUUGGCAAGCUUUAGACGUUGGUGAUAGUUGACUUUGGUUGUAGAGGUUUAGUAGAUACUUUGAAUGGAAUUAUUGAAAGAAGGGGGUUUAUCGUCUCUUUGAAGUGCUCCAUUCGUCUCUUUUUUUGUAAGUAGGU